AUGGUGUGCUUGAAGAACAACAAGACCACACUUGACCUGCAGAAACUCCCUGCUAAAGAAAAUGGGGCGAGUGUGUGGGUCCCUGACCCAGAUGCAGUCUGGGUUUCAGCUCAGCUCCUGCAGGACUACAGGCCUGGAGACAAACAGCUACAGCUACAGCUCUCUAAUGGAAAUGAGGUCCGUUACUCUGUGGACUCUCCUUCUGAUCUCCCACCGCUGGGGAACCCUGACAUCCUGGAGGGUGAGAAUGACCUGACAGCCCUCAGCUUUCUCCAUGAGCCUGCUGUGCUACAUAACCUCCGGGUUCGAUUUCUGGACUACAGUUGCAUCUACACCUACUGUGGUAUUGUGUUAGUUGCAAUCAACCCCUACGAUCAGCUUCCUAUAUAUGGGGAGGAGGUGAUAGAUGCUUACAGUGGUCAGGACAUGACUGACAUGGAGCCUCACAUCUUUUCUGUGGCAGAAGAAGCCUACCGCACCAUGACUAGGGAGGAGAGGAACCAGUCCAUCAUCAUCAGUGGGGAGUCAGGCUCAGGGAAAACUGUCUCAGCCAAAUUCACCAUGCGGUACUUUGCUGUGGUUGGAGGAGCAGCACAGCAGACCAGCGUGGAGGAGAGGGUUCUGGCCUCCAAUCCCAUCAUGGAGUCCAUAGGGAAUGCAAAAACCACUCGGAAUGACAACAGUAGUCGUUUUGGAAAGUACAUUGAGAUCGGCUUUGGCAGGAAGGGGGACAUCAUCGGGGCCAACAUGAGAACAUAUCUGCUGGAGAAAUCAAGGGUUGUCUUCCAGGCAUCAGAAGAGAGAAACUACCACAUCUUCUAUCAGCUGUGUGCCUCCAGAGAGCUGCCUGAAAUGAGGUCGCUCAAACUGGAUGCGCCUGAAUAUUUUCGCUACACUAACCAGGGAGGACAGGUGCAGAUACCAGACACAGAUGAUUUGUCAGACCUGGAACGAACUCGCAAUGCUUUCACAAUCUUGGGUGUGCAGCCUGACCAGCAGAUGGAGCUCUUCAGGAUCUUGUCAGCUGUCCUCCACCUCGGUAAUGUCGACAUUCAAGCCAGUGGGAGAAGUUCUGACCGGAGUUACAUCGAUGCAGAGGACCGCUCUCUUGCUGUUUUCUCCAAGCUGUUAGGAGUUGAGGGAUCUCAGAUGGCUCACUGGCUGUGCCAUCGCAGACUUGCUGUAGGAGGAGAGAUGCUGGUGAAGCCUAUGACCGGGCAGCAGGCUCUAGAAGCCCGAGAUGCACUUUCCAAACACAUCUAUGGUCAGCUGUUUACGUGGACAGUCCAGAGGCUUAACUCAGCCCUGCGCACACAGAAGGGGAAGACCAAAUCCUUCAUAGGCGUGUUAGAUAUCUACGGAUUUGAGACGUUUGAACGGAACAGUUUUGAGCAGUUCUGUAUAAAUUAUGCAAAUGAAAAACUGCAGCAGCAGUUCAACAGGCACGUCUUCCACUUGGAGCAGGAGGAGUAUGUCCGAGAGGAGCUUGCCUGGGACAGGAUUGAAUUCAGUGACAAUCAGCAGUGUAUCGAUCUCAUUGAGGGACAUCUGGGCAUGUUUGAUCUGUUAGAUGAGGAGUGCCGGAUGCCCAAAGGUUCAGACGAAAACUGGGUGCGCAAGCUGUACGACCAACAUCUAACCAGUAUGCCCCAUCCUCACUUCAGGAAACCUCGCAUGUCCAACAGUGCCUUCAUCAUACUGCACUUUGCUGACAUUGUGCAGUAUGAAUGCGAUGGCUUUUUAGACAAGAACCGAGACACGGUUUUUGAAGAGCUCAUUAACAUUCUCAAAGCAAGUCAGUCUGAGCUAGUGGCUGAGUUGUUCCAGCAGCAGGGAAAUAGACCCUCUGUGGCCAAUGGAAGCAUUCGCUCAGGGACAAGAGCCACCAGAGAACAUAAGCUGACUGUAGGCUUCCAGUUUCGUCAGUCCUUGCAGAUGUUAAUGGACACUCUCAAUAGCACCACACCUCAUUACGUCCGCUGUAUCAAACCAAAUGACCUAAAAGAACCGUUUAUGUUUGACCCUAAGAGGACAGUCCAGCAGUUGAGAGCCUGCGGGGUCCUGGAGACUAUUCGUAUCAGUGCGGCAGGUUAUCCAUCCAGAUGGACAUAUGAGGAGUUCUUCAGCAGAUAUCGCGUUCUACUUCAAGGGUAUCAGAGCCAGCAGCACGCCCAGGCCUUGUGCAGACAGGCCAUGUCUCAGCUCAUCCCAGACCCAAACCAGUACUGCUUUGGAAAGACCAAAGUAUUCUUCCGGGCAGGUCAGGUGGCUCUUCUGGAGAGGCUUAGAGCUGAGAGACUGCGUAUGGCUGCUGUGGUCAUCCAAAGUUGGGUCAAAGGAUGGCUGGCACGGAUCAGAUACAGCAGGAUCGUUUGGGCAACUGUCACCAUUCAGAGAUACUGCAGAGGAGGUCUCGCCAGACGGCUGGCUCUAAUACUGCGCUACACUAAAGCUGCCUUAGUGAUCCAGAAGACCUAUCGCAUGCUGGUGGUCAGGCAGCUGUUCCUCAUGAUCCGACAGGCUACUAUCACCAUCCAGGCCUUCACCAGGGGCACAUUGGCACGCCGCAGAUAUAGACAGUUGGUGGCAGAGAGGGCUGCUGUGCUGCUCCAGGCGAGUGUGCGUAGGUGGUUGGCGAGGCGGGCUUACAGGCGGGUGCAUGCGGCGGUGGUCUUCAUGCAGUGCUGCGUGCGCCGCAGGGCUGCCAGGAGAGAGCUGCUGAAACUGAAGACAGAGGCCCGCUCAGUGGAGAGGUACAGAGAGCUCAACAAAGGCAUGGAAGUCAAGCUGAUGCAGUUGCAGCUGAGAGUAGACCAGGAGGCAAGGCAGAGUGCUGCUUUGAGAGAGACCCUUAAUGCAGAACGAGGGGCUGCUGGUGCCGAGCUGGAAGCUCUGAGGGCCAUCAUAAAGAAACUAGAGAACCAGAAACAGGAGAAACCUCCAUCUGUCCCAGUCAUCAGUGAGAAAGAAGUGGAAGAAAGGAAGAAAGCUGAGGAGAAAAUUGCCCAACAGAUCCUUCAACUCACACAAGAGCUGCAAGCCCUGCAGAAAGAAAAGGACAGCGUUUCCACAGAGAAAGAAGAACUUUCUGCUCGCUUGCUUGACCAAGAAAAAGCACAGAAUGAGUGUGUGCGUAAGGCUGUGCUGCAGGCGAGUGCAGCUCUUCAGGCAGAGCUGGAUCAGGAGAAGACCAAGUAUCAGGGCCUCCUGAGGGAAUUUACCAGACUGGAGCAGAGAUAUGACAACCUCAGGGAGAUGAGUCUGUUCACUGAGCAUACCAAGGGCCACAGAAGGAACGACUCCUCCCAGAGUCUGAGCUUGGAGCCGCUCUCUCCCUCCCCAACUCCGCUCUCGCCCCAGUCUCUCGGCCCAUUCACAGCAUCACCCUUCACAUCUGCCUUGCCUUCACCAGAGGAGGUGCGCAGAGUUAGUGUGACGUCUCCAAGUUUUGAGAGGAGACUCUCAGUGUGGAACUCUGAAACACCAAUGGACCAACUGAUGGAGAAGAUGGAUGUGGCCAAAGACCCGGCGGUGAAGAUGAAAAGAGAAGACUUGGAACUCGCUUAUGAUGCUGUGCGAGUGGCCAACAAGUUCCUAGAGAGCCAGCUGCGUAACCAGCACAGCCAGCAGGAAAAGGAACUGGAGGCUCUGAGGUGCCAACUCAGUCAAUCAAUAUCUUCUUCUUCUUCUGCACAGGCACAGGAGCUCCAGGAGUUGCUAGAAGCCAGAGAGCAUGAGUGUGUGCGGCUGAGAAGGGAGCUGAAGGAGCUUAGAAACAUCUCGUCACUCAGACGACUCCUGACACAAGAGACUUCCUGUCCACAUCACUCAAAGCCAACAGCAGCAGUCACUGGUUUGCUGGAAUGUAGGAAAAAAGAUGAAACCAAACUUAUCAAGAACCUCAUCACAGACAUCCGUGUCGAUGGCGCGCUCUCCCUGCCCCCCGGUUUGCCCGCCAGCUUGCUCUUCUUGUGCGUCCGUCAAGCUGACUGCAGUGGAGAUCAGGCUCGUGCUCGCUCGCUCUGCAGCACCACUGUCACCGCCAUGAAGGCUGCUCUGAAGAAACAUAUUAAUGAUGUAGAUAUGACUGCUCUGUGGCUGAAAAACCUCUGUCUGUUGCAUGACCUGUUGAUUCAGCACUCUCCACAACGGACUCUUGAUUCAGAUGAACAGGUUCCACUGACCGCUGACAUGAGCGACGUGAUCCGCACCCUGAGUGACCUCUGUAUCCAGGCCUACCAGCAGCUUCUCACCAUCUCUGGGAAGCGUCUACACAACAUCAUAGUCCCUGCUUUGCUGGAGAGCGAAACCAUCACCGGUCUGUCUGGUUCAGCAGUGAAGCUGGGAGUGUCCAGGAAGCGAGCAGGCUCAGACCCCAGGCCUGUAGGAGGGGAUGCUCCAACCAUGGCUUCUGUGCUAAGGGAGCUUGGAGCCCUUCACACUGCCAUGACCCGCCAGUUUUUGCCCCAGAGUUUGUUGGAGCAGGCCUUCCGCCAGCUCACCCACGUCAUCUGUGCAUCAGCUCUUAAUAAUUUGCUGCUGAGGAAAGACAUGUGCUGCUGGAGUCGUGGCAUGCAAAUACGCUACAAUGUGAGCCUGCUGGAGGAGUGGCUGCGGAGUCGAGAUGUGCAGGCAGGUGGCGCUGUGACCACAUUGGAGCCACUUAUCCAGGCAGUUCAGCUGCUGCAGGUGGGGAAAAAGACCGAGGCGGAUGCACAGGCCAUUGUUCAGACCUGCACAGCCCUCUCCAGUCAGCAGAUUGUGAAGAUUUUGACCCUCUACACGCCCCAGAGUGAUCUUGAUGAAAGAGUCACUCUGAAUUUCAUCCGUAUUGUUCAGGGGCUUCUCAAAGGCCGCUCUGCCAGUCCGCCUCCACAACUCCUAAUGGACCUGAGGAGAGAGUUUCCUGUCACAUUCCCUCACUUGCCUCCCCCAGUCCUCAGUGCUAAAGAGUUGGUCAUCCCUGACUCUCUCAAGAUCUCGUUUCUGCGUAAAGCCUAAAAAAAACUGGAUGCGAAAGUGCAAAAUGUGCCUCUCAACCUUCUGAAUUAAAUCCUGUGCAAUUUAAACAA
Molecule: messenger RNA, 5072 nt
Organism: Melanotaenia boesemani (Boeseman's rainbowfish)
Lineage: Eukaryota; Metazoa; Chordata; Actinopteri; Atheriniformes; Melanotaeniidae
Product: unconventional myosin-Vb
Exons: 35
Coding region: 1-5001 (1666 amino acids)
Biological process (GO): vesicle transport along actin filament; actin filament organization
Cellular component (GO): cytoplasm; actin cytoskeleton; vesicle
Molecular function (GO): actin filament binding; microfilament motor activity; ATP binding
Source: RefSeq, a predicted model, not a curated record